Molecule: messenger RNA, 2198 nt
Organism: Sorex fumeus (smoky shrew)
Lineage: Eukaryota; Metazoa; Chordata; Mammalia; Eulipotyphla; Soricidae
Gene: PPM1G
Product: protein phosphatase, Mg2+/Mn2+ dependent 1G
Exons: 10
Coding region: 203-1831 (542 amino acids)
Biological process (GO): protein dephosphorylation
Cellular component (GO): nucleoplasm
Molecular function (GO): cation binding; protein serine/threonine phosphatase activity
Source: RefSeq, a predicted model, not a curated record
CCGCGCCGCGCCGGCCGGGCGGGGUCUGGGAGAGGCGCCGUUUCCGCUUCCGCUCGCCGGCGGCUCCGGUCCCGUUACCGCCUCCCGGGCCGGCCUCGCGCCUUUCCCCGCUCCCGCCGCGCGCCACCCCGGGGCUCUGGCUCCGGAGCCGGCCGGGCUCGCGCCCCGCUCGCCAGCGUCGCGAGGCCGCCGGGCCGCCGCCAUGGGCGCCUACCUCUCGCAGCCCAACACGGUCAAGUGCUCCGGGGACGGGCUGGGCGCCCCGCGCCUGCCGCUGCCCUACGGCUUCUCCGCCAUGCAGGGCUGGCGCGUCUCCAUGGAGGAUGCUCACAACUGUAUUCCUGAGCUGGACAGCGAGACAGCCAUGUUUUCGGUCUACGAUGGACACGGAGGGGAGGAAGUUGCCUUGUACUGUGCCAAAUAUCUUCCUGACAUUAUCAAAGAGCAGAAGGCUUACAAAGAAGGCAAGCUACAUAAGGCUUUGGAAGAUGCUUUCUUGGCUAUCGAUGCCAAAUUGACCACAGAGGAAGUCAUUAAGGAACUGGCACAGAUCGCAGGACGGCCCACUGAGGAUGAGGACGAAAAAGAAAAAGUAGCUGAUGAAGAUGAUGUGGACAACGAGGAGGCCGCGCUGCUGCACGAAGAGGCCACCAUGACGAUCGAGGAGCUGCUGACGCGCUACGGGCAGAACUGUCACAAGGGGGCCCCCCACGGCAAGGCCGGGACUGGGACAGGCGAGGAGCCGGGCUCCCAGGGCCUCAACGGGGAGGCCGGGCCCGAGAACCCCGCGAGGGAAGCGUCUGCCGAGGAAAAUGGCCCCACCACGAAGGCCCACACAGGUCUUUCCUCCAGCUCGGACCGCGGGACUGAGGCAGGUCAAGGUGCUGAGCCUGGUACGCCCACGGGUGAGGCUGGGCCUUCCUGCUCGUCAGCUUCUGACAAGCUGCCUCGUGUGGCCAAGUCCAAGUUCUUUGAGGACAGUGAAGAUGAGUCAGAUGAGGCCGAGGAGGAAGAGGAAGACAGCGAGGAAUGCAGUGAGGAAGAGGAUGGCUACAGCAGUGAAGAGGCAGAAAAUGAGGAAUAUGAUACGGAGGAGGCUGAAGAGUAUGAGGAGGAAGAAGAGGAGAUGAUGGUGCCCGGGAUGGAAGGCAAAGAGGAGCCUGGCUCUGACAGCGGUACGACAGCCGUGGUGGCUCUGAUACGAGGGAAGCAGUUGAUUGUAGCCAACGCAGGAGACUCCCGCUGCGUGGUGUCUGAGGCUGGCAAAGCUCUAGAUAUGUCUUACGACCACAAACCGGAAGAUGAAGUGGAGCUGGCGCGCAUAAAGAACGCAGGUGGCAAGGUCACCAUGGACGGGCGAGUCAACGGGGGCCUCAACCUCUCCAGAGCCAUUGGAGACCACUUCUACAAGAGAAACAAAAACUUGCCCCCUGAGGAACAGAUGAUUUCCGCCCUUCCAGACAUCAAAGUGCUGACUCUCACGGAUGAUCACGAAUUCAUGGUCAUCGCCUGUGAUGGCAUCUGGAAUGUGAUGAGCAGCCAGGAAGUUAUAGACUUUAUUCAGUCAAAGAUCAGCCAGCGCGAUGAAAAUGGGGAGCUCCGGUUAUUGUCGUCCAUCGUGGAAGAGCUGCUGGAUCAGUGCCUGGCACCGGACACUUCUGGGGACGGUACAGGCUGCGACAACAUGACUUGCAUUAUCAUUUGCUUCAAGCCCCGGAACACGGCAGAGCUGCAGCCAGAGAGUGGCAAGCGGAAACUGGAGGCGGCGCUGUCCGGGGAGGGGGCGGAGGAGAACGGCAGCAGCGACAGCAAGAAGGCCAAGCGGGACUAGUGUGUGCCCAGACCCUGCCCACCUGGACUGUUCCGAGCCCUCCGGACCUGAGACUGAGUUUUGUCUUUUCCUUUAGCCUUAGCAGUGGUUAUGCGGUGUGCGGGGGAGCGGGGCGCUCCCCUGCCCAGCAGCCCGGGAGCCGCUGCUGACGCCCCGUCUCCUCUGCUCCUCGGGGCUCAUCACCGGUUCUGUGCCUGUGCUGUUGUGUUGGAGGGAAGGACCGAGGUUCUGGUUUUUACUCUGUGAACUUUAUUUAAGGACAUUCUUUUUUAUUGGCGGCUCCUCGGCCCCCGGCCGCUUGCACCUGCUCUGUGUUGUACACUUUCAAUCAACACUUUUUCAGACUAAAGGCCAAAACCUAAUUGUG